UACGAAUGAUUGUCCAAGUUAGCCCACACCAGUUUGAUAAUAUUUUAAUUCUUACAUAAUAUUUUCUUGGCCUCUUGUUUGUAAGGGCGUUUUUGGCCAGAAUUGAAAAAAUUCUAGGGGCCUAUGGCUAAUGAAAUUUUGCAACCUCCAUUAUCAAUCCUUUUGAUGUGACUGCAAUUUCUUUUCAUGUAUAUAUUAACAGAUGAAAACAUCAUAUCUUGUGAGAAAAAUUCACGCCGCAUCCAAUAUAAUGCAUUUAUCGGAUGGGCAUGCUAUGAUUGCAAGAAGUGCCUUUGAUGAAGUGCAUUAGCUUAAAUGGGAAUUACUGAGAUUCCUAAUAUCAUAUAUUCAUUAGUUUAUAUGGACUCCAUUACAUUGCCUGUACAAUGACGUACCUGAGAGACCUAAUCAUGAAAUUUGCAAGCAAGGAAACACUGCAUGCCAUGAUGUCAAGAACAUCUCCUUUUAGACUUUUCUGUCAUAUUUUAGAAGCUAGCCACCCUCUCAUUUUAACCUUCAAUCAAUUUCCUCAGUUGGGUGGGUGUCUGUUGGCUUGAGGUCCGUUUCUCCUUUGAGUAUCAUCCUAUUUUUGUUAUAAAGGGUUUCUAUCUGGUUUUUAAGAAGAGGGAUAAAGGUGCAAUGGGUCUGAGAAGGGGUGAACCAGUGGAAGUUUGCAGUGAUGAAGAAGGUUUUAAGGGGGCCUGGUACCCUGCAACCGUAAUUAGGAAGAGUGGUUUAGGAUACCUAAUUGAGUUUAAAGAUUUAGUAACUGAUGACGAGGAAUCACAAUUGAGGGAGAAGGUUGAGGCUGAUCAGAUAAGGCCUGUACCCCCUAGUUUGAAUAGGCAGCAUUUCGUAGCUCACGAAAUAGUUGAUGCCUAUGACAAAGAUGGGUGGUGGACAGGAACCAUAGAAAAUGUUUUAGCUGAUAAUAAGUAUAUUGUUCACUUCAGUCAUUCUGGGGAGAAAUUGGAGUACAGUGUAUCUCAGCUACGUCUUCAUCUGGAUUGGGUUGAUGGCAAGUGGCUUCAGCCUUCAGAGCCAUCCAAGAACACAGUUAGCAGUUCUCCAAAACCAGAUAAACGAAAUACUAGACCCAAUAAAUUCAAAAGAGAGGCCAUUUUUUGUGGACUCUCAGCAAAUGGUAAGGCUGAUGAUCUAUCUGCUUCCUUGAAAAAUACAGAGAGUCAGCUAACUGAAAAAUCAAGAAAGAGAAGGAAGACAACAAAAGACAAACUGGACGAUGCUUUACCUGACCGAGGGACAAUGAUGAAUACAGCUGGAAGGGACGUGGAAAGUCCAAAGAGCGUUCCUCCAGACAAAGAGGGGGGAAAAUAUGAUUUCUCUGCCCAACAUGCAAAUAUUUCUAAAGAAACUGAAGUUCCAUUUUCAGAAGCAAAGCACGAAGAAGUUCAGAACAUAUUGCAUGGUAGGGGUGUGACAGGAGAGGCACAUAGAUCUUUGGAUUCUCUUUUUACACCCGAGAAUAACAUUGCAAUGAAUUUUCCUUAUCUUACAGACAUUGGGAAAACUAACGGUUAUCCUGGUAGUACUUGUGAAACGGGUGCAAAAGCAACUUUGAAGCAGUUAGAGCUCAUUGCUUAUCAUUCAUUACUCAAGGCAUUGUACCAUCAAGGAGCUCAUAGUUGGAAAACUGAAGUUCUCCUCGCAGAUCUUAGGCAGGUGCUACAUGUCAGCAAUGAGGAGUCCGCUUGUGAGCUGAGACGCAUAACCUAUGGCCAAAAUAACUGAGACACUCUGUUUUUGCUGAAGCUGUUACAGAAAGGUGCAAGGAAUUGGCUGUAUGCCAAAGCUGCUGAUGCUGAUUCAUGACUGAAUUUUUGUUGAUAAAUAUGGAAUCAAGGGACUAUCCUAUGCUUAUAUACUGGACUAAUUCCUGUAUGGCUCAUUUUCAAUGGAGCUCGUAUGCUAAUUGUCAACAUGUAAUGGCUUUUUAGCUAUAAAACAUUACCUACAAGUUUGAUAACUAAUGAACAGAAUGAUGGUGACUAUCAUUAACUGUAUAAACGACUUUAUGGCAAUACAUAAUUAUAGAUGUCAUCAACCUAAUCCUAAUACGAUUAAGUAUGUGUUUAGUUUUGUUCCUUUA
Messenger RNA from Cryptomeria japonica (Japanese cedar), 2110 nucleotides. RefSeq lists its product as uncharacterized. NCBI's taxonomy places the organism in Eukaryota, Viridiplantae, Streptophyta, Pinopsida, Cupressales, Cupressaceae. Bases 640 to 1752 code for a protein of 370 amino acids. The transcript is spliced from 2 exons. The record is from RefSeq and is a predicted model, not a curated record.